UCUUUAGGACCUUAAGCAUCAGAGGAGUAGCCUGCACAUCCACUGCACUUGAUAGAAAUCUGCAAUGGGGACUUCUUGGGAAAUUCUUGAAGAAUUCCACAUAGAUAAAGAUGUAGGCUUCGCUCUUCCAAAUCCACUGGAGGAGCUUCCUAGUGAUUAUGAUGUGUGGAUGUUCAUUGCUAAGAAUAUCUCUGAACUGAUCAAGACUGGACAACUUCGAAUGAAAGUCGAAAAGGUGCCAUUACUCAGCAUUGAUAAGCUUGAAGGGCACAGGCAACAGCGCCUUGCUCACCUGGUUCUGGGGUACAUCACCAUGGCGUAUGUGUGGGGUCAAGGAGAUGGAGACAUCCGAAAGGUCUUGCCAAGAAAUAUUGCCAUUCCUUACUGCAAACUCUCUGAAAAGCUGGGGCUGCCUCCUAUUCUCGUUUAUGCUGACUGUGUCUUGGCAAACUGGAAGAAAAAGGAUCCCAGCGGACCCAUGACUUAUGAAAACAUGGACAUCCUGUUCUACUUCCCUGGUGAAGACUGUGCUAAAGGCUUUUUCCUGGUUUCUCUGUUAGUGGAAAUAGCAGCUGCUUCUGCAAUCAAAAUAAUUCCCGUUUUGUUCAGCGCAAUGCAACAUCAGGACCGGGGCACCCUGCAGAAGGCACUUCUGGAUGUAGUCUCUUGUCUGAACAAAGCCCUUAAAGUGUUUGAGCAAAUCCAUGAACAUGUGGACCCCAAACUGUUCUUCAACGUUCUUCGCAUUUAUUUGUCUGGUUGGAAAGGCAACUCCCAGCUUCCAGAAGGCCUGCUGUAUGAAGGGGUCUGGGACACCCCAAAGAAGUUUGCUGGGGGGAGUGCAGCCCAAAGCAGCAUCUUCCAGUGCUUUGACGUUCUGCUGGGCAUCCAGCAGAGAGAGGGCGGAGCAUCCGCUUUUGAGUUCCUGCAGGAAAUGAGGACAUACAUGCCUCCGGCUCACCGGGGUUUCCUUAGCUCGCUGGAGGCAGCUCCAUCCAUCCGAGAGUGCAUCCUUUCAGAAAAGGACACGGGCCUUCAGGAAGCUUAUGACGAGUGUGUGAAAGCCCUGGUGGCCCUCAGAAGCUACCAUCUGCAAAUAGUAGCUAAGUACAUUGUGAUUCCCGCACGCCAGAAGGCCAAGGAGAAGGAAGGGGAGGAAAAGCCCGCAGCACUGGAAAGCCAAGGAACCGGGGGCACUGACGUCAUGAAUUUCCUGAAGACCGUGAGGGGGACCACUGAGAAAUCCCUCCUGAAGGAAGGCUAGGGCAACCUGGGCAAAGGCACAUCCAUGAGAGUGUCGCCAUGUCCUCCCGCCACAGAGCGCUCUCAGACUCCUGGGCCAACAACAGCCAAUGCGAUAGAAACACCACAGAAACACCAACAGCAUUUUUUCUAAUACUUACGCAUUCUUGAUAGGAAUAAGAAGAAUAAACAGAAGAUGAUUGUAUUGUAUGAGAAUGAUAAACUCUUCUAUACUAAGAAUGAUAACCUCUUCUAUACUCCUGGGGAACAGUAGCAUUUUCUGCUUACUACUGGUUGAAUUCUUUGUUUAGUGGAGGGUUAAGCUUGUAUAGAUCAAGAGAACUGAAAAUUUGUCAUUGUAAAAAUUAAGAAAAGUAAGAAAGGAAGGUGCAGGGAGAGUAGGGUGGAAGUAUAUUAUGCUCCUAAAAUUGUAUAUAUGAAAUACAUAAAAUUUCUUACCUUUAUAUAAAUAAAAAAGGAUUUUAUAAUUGUGAAAAAUGUUCAAUUGAGCAGCUAUAUUUUCUGUAUUUUAUA
Molecule: messenger RNA, 1776 nt
Organism: Lepus europaeus (European hare)
Lineage: Eukaryota; Metazoa; Chordata; Mammalia; Lagomorpha; Leporidae
Gene: IDO1
Product: indoleamine 2,3-dioxygenase 1
Exons: 10
Coding region: 65-1264 (399 amino acids)
Biological process (GO): 'de novo' NAD+ biosynthetic process from L-tryptophan
Cellular component (GO): cytoplasm
Molecular function (GO): L-tryptophan 2,3-dioxygenase activity; metal ion binding; indoleamine 2,3-dioxygenase activity
Source: RefSeq, a predicted model, not a curated record